Molecule: messenger RNA, 7590 nt
Organism: Cinara cedri
Lineage: Eukaryota; Metazoa; Arthropoda; Insecta; Hemiptera; Aphididae
Source: the annotation of a GenBank genome assembly
UGUUGUUACAAUCGCGCCCCGGCUUUUUGCGGUGCCGCGCGCGCACCAUCGAUCAUUCGCUGACGCCGCCGCACUACCGUUUUCGUCGUGCGUGCGGUCAUAAUAAUAAUAUUGCCGCGGAACAGAUGUUCGACGGGAAAAAAUUUCUCCUGACGUCACGCGCGCGCCAAGAAAAAGCGACGAAAAAACCGCCGAGACGACACACGAACACACGACACACAUACACACACACACACGCACAUACACACACGCACAUACACACACGCACACGCACACACACACACACGCAUACAUAUACAUACGCAUACGCGCGCGCGCGCGACAGCGCGCCCACGCGAACACGCGCUCAGUAUAGUUUGCUGUCCGCGAGCGUAUAAUACGCAUAGACGCGCGGUGCAACAGGAGGCGAUGGCGACGACGGGAAACGGUUACACAAUAUUGUUAUGCGGCCCCGUCGUCCGGUCGGUCGAUCGUCUUUAACAGCAUGUACACGUCGUCAUCGUCGGCCGCGGACAAAUACGGCACCGGGAGGACCGCGGCGGUGUCCAAGUACCAUCAUCACGGCAAUUCGUCUUUGUCGUCGUCGUCGUCGUCGUCGUCGUCGUAUGGCGUGUUGACCGAGUUCAGCCCCGAUUGCCGGUCCAGGGCGUACAAUAGCGUGCCCAGGCAGGUAAUACCGUCGUCCUCGGUCCGGUCCAGCCCGCGGACCCUGACCGACAUCAACGGCAACAUCCGGUCGCUGAGCCUCAGCAAGACCCUGUCGUCGACGUCCUCGUCGACCCUGGGAUCCCGCGGUGAAACUACAACCAGCAGCAUCGGCAGCAAGACCAGCAACAUCACUGGCUCAGCUACUCUGCUGCUAGGCAACGACAAGCGAUAUGACGCAACGAAAAAACGUUUGGACGCGUUUUACAACAGAUCGCCGCCGUCGUCCCUGCUAAACAAGUCGUACAAUUACAAGGCCGGAAAUUUGUCGUACUUUGAAAAGUACAACAAACAGCAGCAGAAACCGCGGGACACGCCUCCCUGCAGCGAAACAGUGCAUCAGCCACAAUCCAGGUAUGUCAACAUGAACAAGAACAAGUACGGCACGGAUAACGGUGGCGGCACAUUGCAGGAACUAUCGUGCAGGUCUUCGUCGGACUCUAAAAAGGGGGUGGUGGGUAUCCGAAACAUCGGCAACACGUGCUAUAUGAACUCUGUGCUGCAGUGUCUGAGCAACACCAAGAGCCUGACAGACUACGUUUUGGCCGAUCCCGACGGCGCCGACGGCAAACUCAUCCGGGUGUAUCGGGAUCUCUUGACUCGGAUCUGGACGGGAAACGACAAUCAUCCUGUCGACACGACCGCGUUUAAGUCGACGUUCCAGCGGCUGUCACCGCGGUUCGCGGGCUACGACCAGCAGGACUCGCAGGAGUUCCUGCGGCUGUUGCUCGACAAACUCCACAUGGACGUCAACAGGGUGAAGGUUAAGCCUCGCGCGGCACCGGACGUGGACGAGUCGCUCAAAGACAAUGCGCUGGCCGCUGACUUCUGGCAGAGGUAUCUAGCCACAGAUAACAGCACCGUGGUCGAUCUAUUCGCCGGGCAGCUUAAAUCGACGCUCGAGUGUUCCGUAUGCGGCCACAAGAGCAUUACGUUCGAGGUAGGCGCAUUUAUACCUACGCAAUUCGCGUACAACGAUUGACCCGAUUCCGUGGCCGCGAGAUUAAAAAUACAUAUUAUAAUAUGCUAUAUAAUACAUUCCACUGGCAAUUCGCCCGGUGACGCCGGCGCCUGCAAUAUACAGUACGGGGCAGAUAGACACAAAGUCAAUGUUUGUAUACUAAAACUCUGUAAUAGUUAAGUACAUAUAAGUAUAUAAACAAUGCCUUAGUCAUUCUACCCCGUACAAUACAAUACUAUUGUAUCUUAUAAUAAUAUAUAUAGAUAAUAAUGGGUUAUUAAUUGUAUGAUGCGCAGGUUUUUUGGGACUUGUCGCUGUCGUUGCCGUCGGGCGGUUCGGCCGACCAAAUGUCGCUCACACAUCUGCUGGAGAACUUUACGCAAGAAGAGGUAUUGGACUACCGCGAGCGGCCACGGUGCAGCGUAUGCAAGGUGGACAGGAAAAUGUACAAGGCGUACAGUUUCCAAAAGUUGCCCAGGUACCUGGUGCUGCAUCUGAAACGGUUCCAGGGCACUCAUUCGUACAAGAAGAUCACCGCGCUGGUGGCGUUCCCGCUGGUGGCGCUCGACAUGAGCCCGUACGUGUCCAGCUCGGCCCGCAGCAUACAGCCGCACCCGACCAAGUACAGCCUGUACGCGGUGUCCAACCACUCGGGCACGCCGAUAGCCGGCCACUACACCGCGUUCUGUAAACACCCGACUGUGGGCGACUGGAACUUCUUCAACGACAGUUCCGUGUCUAGGGUCACGUCAACGACCAAAUUAAUCAGCAAUGAGGCUUAUAUACUGUUCUACGAAGCCGCGAAUUAUUAACAUAACCCGGUAUAAUAAUAAUUCAUCAUCGAGUUUUUACCGGUGGUUAUUUUAUUAUUAAUUUUUAUUAUUACGAGUAUUAUGUAAUUAUAAUUUUUUGUUUUUGUAUCCGUCCACUGAUCGAGGCCUGAUAUCAAAAUAACAUCUAUAGUUUCGUAUUACCUAUAUAUUACAGUGGUGGCAUGACAUUUUUAUUUUUCUGUGAAGCAGUUUCAGUAAAAUUGCAAAAAACCGCAUACAGUCCUGAACCAGACGAACUAUAUUAUUGGUAAACUAUAUUAUUAUGACAGUGAAUAGACGUUUCUUCUAUACUUAACCUCUUUCAUUAUCACAUUUAAUGAUUAAGUAUUACACAUGCACCCAGCCAUCCACCUAUAAGUUGUUCGUGAAGCAGCAGCUUCAUAAGAUAUCCAUUAUUCACGCCGCCACUGUACCUAUAUAUUUUAUUAUUACAAUAAUAUUAUUAGGUAAAUUAUUGGUUCUAAACAAAACGUGUUCUACCGUAUAACACGCGUUAUAACUAAUAUUAUAUUUAUAUAGUUAUUAUUGUUAUUAUUAUUAUUAUUAUUAUACUUAAGUGUCAUUGUGGCAACAGUACUGAAGUGUACGACUAGUCAAAAUACCGCCAGUAAUUAUUAUACAAAUUAUAAUAAAUUAUACUAUUAUUUCGAUGCGUACGUUGGUGAGUUAGGGAGUGUAAGGGGUUACCGUGGUUUUACCAUAAUAAUAGUGUAUUGUUCGGUAGAAGAAUAAUAAUUAUUGAGGGGACGUGACACCGCCCGUAAAAAUUCGAUUGCAAAAACUGUUUAGUUCGAGGUAACACUGUUCUCGCACCAUAUUUAUAGAAGAAUUAUCGUAUCUAAAAAUUUCACAACGCCUAAGUUGAAUUUUGUACCGUAAUGACUGACGUGUUUAUAUUUUGUUUCUUAGCACAAAUGGAAAAAAUACAUUAAUUAACAAACGUUUUCUGUUUGUAAAAUUUUUGAUUUUUUUUCAUUUAUUUGUAAACAAUUGUUUGGGUAAACUCACGGACGUAUUUUUUGUUGGAGGUGAGGAGGGGUGAAAGAAGGGAGUUUACAAUGAAAGUAAUUGCCAUGGGCGCCAUAUUUCUAGAGGGCGUCACAAGACAUGAUGACCCUUUUUAUUUUUGCUACUCACUAAAAUAUAUAUGCCCAUGAGCUUAAUUGGUGAAAAUACGUCGUCACGUUGAUUUGAUUGAAAAUUUUGUAUACUUAUUAAAAUGUGUAGCGGUUUUUAUUUCUAAAUGUUUUACAAAUUGUCUAUAGGUAAUCUCUUUAUUACGGGCGGUAAAUAGGCGGAAUUUCAUUCAAAUGUCAAGGGAGGGGACUAAUAUUUGUAUAAAUCAUGUAAAUCAAUUAGGUUGCUCAAAAAUAAAAUUACUGUUUUGUAAAAUGUUUGGGGGGGACUUAUAGAUUAUUUGGGGACACUUAGCUUCCCCCAAUUUCCACCUCAUACAUCACGUCCUCUUGAUACAUUGUUGAUGUAUAAAAAACGUUUUAUAACAAUCGUGUUUACAUUAUACGGAUUAGGAUCGUUCUUAUUUGGGUGACUGCGGAAUUUUUGUUUUGAUGCCCUCUUACUUUAUUUAAAAAAAAAAAUAAUAAAAGUAAACAUUAAGCCGAUAAAAUGUAUAGAAAAUAUAUCGGGCAUUCCAAUUCACUUUAUUACUAAUAAUAAUUAUUUUUUUUUUUUUAGUUCCCUAAAAUAUCGUCAACGUAACGUGUCACAUCUUUGAAAAUCAUAUAAACAUUAAACAUCGAAUAUGGAUCGCUCUAUAUCAACUAAUAAGUAUUUCAUUCAAAAAAUAAUAUAUAUACAAAUGCACGGGUCCGUACCCACUUAUUAUCUGUAUAUAAUUUCAAUACACAUGGACUAUUUUAGGAACGCUUUUCGAUUGAUUUUAUUAAUUAAUACAGAGUGAAUCACAUUUCAUGUUCAUACGAUAUUCAAACAUGCGACAUCCUAAAAAUAAUUGAUUUUCUGAAUAUUAUAUCGAUGGCAUUUUAGGAAACUAAGAAAAAAUUAAUAAUUAUCAGUAAGAAUGUGACAUGGAAUGCUGCCCGGUAUAUUUUAAUUAUUUUUUCCCCUUAAAGCGUACUAUAACAACGAUCAUUUCAAGAAAAACUUUGCUCGUUAACUAUAAUAUACUGAAUGUCAUAUAAUUAUAAAAAAACGUAUUCAUUUUAACUUUACCCCGUUACAGGAGGAGUAAAAAUAUUGUCCUAGAAAGCUCAAAAAGGGUUCAAUAUUUAUUUUCUUAGAAUACAGUUGGGGAAACAAACAUUUCAUCAUCGCCCAAAUAAGAACCACCCUAAUACAAAUAUAAUGUAAUAGUGUCUCAACACCCAGUGUGCAUCCCAAUAAAUAAUUUUUUAAACAUUCAACAUUAGAAACUAGGUUUUGUUCAAAAUGCGCGCUUCAAACAGGAAAAAUAACACAUUGUAAUUGUUGCUUACACAUAAUAGACAAUAGUAAUUUAGAAAAUUCAGAUUUCAAAAAUAUAUUUAUUAUUGUUUAAAUAUAGACAUAAAUAAGCUAAUAUUACCGGGACACAUAUGCGUGGUGUGACACUCUGUAUAUUAUAUAUUCUAUAUCAUUAUAUUAUUAUAUAACUGUUAUAUUAUAAUCAGGGUAUGAAAAUGCAAACACACAUACAACAUAUAAUAAUAAUAUGUUUAGCGAUGUGUGUGUGUUAUUUUCCAUUAUAUGUUUUGUGGACUACUACCUAUUUACCAAAAGUUUGGCAGUGAUGUUAAGGGUUUUGUAAAAUCGCAUUUUAAUAAUAUCAUUCGAGUACGCCAUAUUAUGAGCUCAUUUUUAAAAACCUAAUAAUUUUUCAGUAGAAUGUAUUCAUAAUAAAUAUAUUAAGUAUUUAUAUUGUUAUUUAAUAUACUGGGCGUUCCAAGUAAUACCUAUGUUACAGUUUUGAGAGUAAGAGUAUUAAGUUCCUAACCAUAUGGCUUAUAUGCCUACUCUUAAAACCGUAAAAUAACAUUUGGAAGACUGUAUAAAAAACAUCGACAAAAAUGACAGUGUUGAAAAAAAAAACCAUUAGUUUUUUUAGACCGCUUAUUAUAAUAUAAUAGAUAAUAAUAGAUAAUAUAUAUUAUAUUAAAUGAUACCUACACACAUUUUGAAAUAAUAUACACUGGAGAUAAUAUACUAAUAUAUAUUGAGGUAUAAAAAUUAUUAUACUGUUCCAAUCCACAGUUCGGGAACCUUUGGUACCUAUACAAUAUAUAAUAUGGUUUUUUAUUUUGUACACAUUUGUUUUUAUGUCGAUUUUUGUUUUAAUAAAAUUUGAGGUAUCUACCUACUCGAAUAAAUGUUAAAAACAUAUAUUAUAAUUUUAAAUAGAUACCUACCUACCUAUAUUUAUACCAGAAAAUUUUCGCGGUUGUAUGUAUUUUUUUUAAAUAGUAACCUGUACCUACUUACUAUUUUCAGUUUCUGAUGUAGUAUUUUUCUCUGAAAAUCUCAGUACAUUGAUAUUGGGUACAUAUUAAUCAAUAAUUAUGUAUGUAAAAGCGUUUAAAAAGUUUAGAUAAAUAAGAUAAAGAAAUAAAUAAUUACAUACUGUUGUUACAAUAUAUUUUUCUGUUCUUCUAAACGCUAAAUGGUUAUACAUAAAUGAUUUAUUGGUUCAUUGUAUGAUAUAUCUAUCCAUAAAAAAUAGAAAUUAAAAUAUAAUCUGCAUUUGAAUAUUUAAAAAAAGAAGUUGCUUUAUAAAAGCUAAACGACCUAGUAACAAAAAUCAAUUUUUUAUUGUUGUCCAAGGAAAUAUAUUUAUGACAAUAAAACUUUAAAGAUUGGUUGACAUAUUAUGUACUUAUAAUCUUAAUAAAAAUCAUAUACUUAUAGUUUAUUUAAAAAACUUUAUUUGUGCAUAUUUUACUGAACAUUCUAUCUGACAUUUAAUAUUAAUUUCUUGACCAAAUAUUUUCUUCUUCUUCACUUUAACCCUGUCAGAAGUAUCUUAUAGCUAAAUAUAUUAUUUCACUAAUACUUAUAUAAAUUGUUUAAGUUAAAAAUGAUCAAUUUAAAACAGCAUUUUUAAUUCCAUAACCGGAACUAUUUAUUUAGUAUUAUUUCUUAUGAUACUUUAUUUUAAAUUAACAAUAAAUCUUAUUUUUUUCUGCUUGAAUAAAAUAAUUAAUAUUAGCAAAUUACCAACAAACUCUGUUAUUGAUUAGUGUUACCUUAUAUUUUAUAUAAAUACAAAUUAAUAUUAUAUACCUAUAUAAUAAUAUAUUGUUAUAUUGAAUGUUUUAUUUAUAAAAUUUUACCAAAGUUAACUUAUUAUUUUGCACUCAUUAAAUCUUUUUCUUACAAUGCAUGUAAAAAGUAAUAAAAAAAUAUAUUAAUGGAGACUUACUCCUUUUAUCAUAUAAUUUUAGCGUCUGCAAUUGUGUACAUAAUAAUAUAUAUUAUAUGAUUCAUAAAUAUUUUGUUAUUUCCUUGUUUCCUAGUAAUUUAUUAAAACAGUUUUUAUUGUUGAUUGUUAUUGUUAUUUAUUUACAUGAAACAAAAAUAUAAUAUAUUUUUAAUCAAUAAUGAACGAAACCCAAGGGUUAUUGAUAAAUAUCUAGGUAUAUCAUUUAUUAUAAUAUAAAUAUAUUGAUAUUGUCUGCCAUAUUCAGUUUUAAAAAAAAUAAAUUAUAUAAAUAUAUCAUUACAUACUUACAUAUAUUAAUAAUAAUAAAUAUAUUUUGUUAGAAAAUCAUGCGUGCUGAUACAUAAAUGUCAACAAAAUAAUUCUUCCUGCUUACUAAUCAUUUUAGUUUACAAGAUAUUAUGAUUUAUUAAUUGAGUUCAUAAUUAAAUACCACAUUUGUUUCAUUUAUGUAAUAUUACAUAAGUUCGUGGUGAGGAUAUUUUGUUACCAAAGGAACGAUUGUAAGUUUAGGAUCCAUAGCGUAAGGUUUUCGCAAUUCAAUAGCAGCAUGAGAUAAUUGUAGGGCACAAUCUGGAUGAGUACCGCCUGGUAAAUUGCUGCAUUCUAAUUCUAAUAGGUCGGCUAUACUGGUUAAUAAAUCAUUGAAGCUGUAAGCAAUUGCAGCUUUUCGGAUCCGAUUUAAUUCCUUAACAAAA